AUGACGACGACUGACUCCGGCGAAUCACGGCGGAUAGCGAUGAGACUUCACGGCGCAGCAACAGGGCUUCCUCCGAACACCGAACAGCAAGAGCAACUCCCUUGUCCUCGCUGCGACUCAACCAACACCAAGUUCUGCUACUACAACAACUACAACUUCUCUCAGCCUCGUCACUUCUGCAAAUCCUGCCGCCGUUACUGGACUCACGGCGGUACUCUCCGCGACAUUCCAAUCGGCGGUGGUACUCGCAAAUCCGCAAAACGCUCCCGCACUUGCUCCUCCCCCGCCUCCUCCGCUGCUAACUCAGUCGUCUCUGCUUCUUCUGUCGGAAUCUGCAGCGUUCCGUUACAAGCGACACCUGUUCUGUUCCCUCAGUCGUCAAUCUCUAACGGCGUUAGCCACACCGUAACUGCUCCGCUUGAUAGCGACGCAAAGGGAAGCGCUUUAUCUCUCUGCGGAAGUUUCACCUCUCUGUUGAACCACAACGCCGCCGCAGCGGCCACUCAUGGAACCGGUUCGGUUAUCGGACUCGGCGGAUUUGGAAUCGGACUCGGCUCGGGUUUUGAUGACGUCAGCUUCGGACUUGGAAGAGCGGUGUGGCCGUUUUCAACUGUGUGCGACGCUUCAACGACGAAUGUAGGGAGCAACGGUGGUCACCACCACCCGGUUCCUAUACCCGCCACGUGGCAGUUCGAGGGUUUAGAGAGCAGCAACGCCGGUGGAUUCGUCUCCGGUGAGUACUUUGCGUGGCCGGAGCUCUCCAUCACAACACCAGGAAACCCACUCAAAUGA
Molecule: messenger RNA, 792 nt
Organism: Microthlaspi erraticum
Lineage: Eukaryota; Viridiplantae; Streptophyta; Magnoliopsida; Brassicales; Brassicaceae
Source: the annotation of a GenBank genome assembly